AUGUUGACUUUUGGAUCAAAACUCUUGCUGCUGCUCCUCUUUGCUUUCCCCUGCGGCUUGAUUACCACGGGCAGAGUGUCCGCCAGCACCGAUUCCGCUGAGGAACUGGACCCGGAUGCAUCUGUCCACGAGGAGGAAGAAGAUGAUGAAGAGAUGGCGGUGGAAGAAGAUCAGAUCCAAAGUCCGGAAGGAGAGGACGACGACGACGACUCCGAAGGCGAUGAAAAAUUGUUAACGUCUCACGCGGAUGCCGACACCACCGUCGUCUUCACGACCGGAGAAGAGUUUCCCGCCAAUGAAAUUGUGAGGUUCCUGGUGGGUUUCACCAACAAGGGCGCUCAGGAUUUCACGGUCGAGUCCUUGGAGGCCUCUUUCCGUUACCCGCAGGACUUUCAGUUCUACAUUCAGAAUUUCACAGCUUUGCCUCUGAACACGUUGGUUCAUCCGGGUGCGCAGGCUUCCUUCGAAUACUCCUUCAUCCCAGCUCAGCCCAUGGCCGGCCGGCCGUUCGGUCUCGUUAUUCUCCUCAACUAUCAUGACGCCGAAGGCAACGUGUUUCAGGCUGCCAUUUACAAUCAGACCGUCACCAUCAUCGAAAAAGAAGAAGGGCUGGAUGGUGAAACAGUGUUUAUGUACAUAUUCCUUAGCGGGCUGGUGGUGCUGAUGCUCUUUGCAAUGUACCAAGUUCUGGAGUCACGGACGAAAAAGAGAAUCUCAAUCAAGUUAGAGAAGGGAACCGGCGGGAUGAGCGAUGUGGACAUCAGCUGGAUUCCUCAGGAGACUCUCAAUGCCAUGAAUAAGGCGUCCCCCAAAAGUUCGCCACGGAAACGAACCAAGCGGGCAGUCGGAGCGGAUCAAUAA
This is a messenger RNA of Nerophis lumbriciformis (worm pipefish), 861 nucleotides long. The record is from RefSeq and is a predicted model, not a curated record. Lineage: Eukaryota; Metazoa; Chordata; Actinopteri; Syngnathiformes; Syngnathidae.